GGGUGUUCUGCCACAGCCGCAAGAGAAGUGACCAACACUUUGCUGCAGUCUGGUGCUGAGGGCCUCAAAGCCACUGAUUUUACCACUACUGUGAACCUCCAACUAUGGAACUCAGGCAAAUUGGAGCAUCCACAUGGUGCCUCCGUAACAGACUACAGGAACACACUGGGCUCAGCUCAGCGGGAAAAGAGAAUCAGGCCUGACCAGCGUUAUCGUCUCUCUUCGCACAAGAGUGAGCAGGCUCAGAGGAAGCACGAUGACUGAGAAGGACGCACAGCCACAGCUGGAGGAGGGGGACGAUGACCUGGACAGCAAGCUCAAUUACAAGCCACCCCCUCAGAAGUCCCUGAAGGAGCUGCAGGAGAUGGAUAAAGACGAUGAGAGUCUAACCAAGUACAAGAAAACGCUGCUGGGAGAUGUCCCUGUGAUAGCGGACCCAACAGUCCCCAAUGUGACUGUUACCCGGCUUAGCCUUGUUUGUGACAGUGCACCAGGACCAAUCACCAUGGACCUUACUGGUGACCUCGAAGCCCUCAAAAAGGAAACAUUUGUGUUAAAGGAAGGUAUUGAAUAUCGGGUCAAAAUUAACUUCAAAGUGAACAAGGAUAUUGUGUCGGGUCUGAAGUAUGUUCAGCACACAUAUCGGACUGGGAUGAAAGUGGACAAAGCUACAUUCAUGGUUGGCAGCUACGGCCCCCGACCAGAGGAGUAUGAGUUCCUCACGCCCGUAGAGGAGGCCCCCAAGGGCAUGCUGGCCCGGGGCACUUACCACAACAAGUCCUUCUUCACCGAUGACGACAAGCAGGACCACCUCACCUGGGAAUGGAACCUGGCCAUUAAGAAGGAAUGGACAGAAUGAGGCAUCUGUCUGUCCGUCCCUCCACUACUUCCCCACCAGAAGAAUCCUUCCAGCCACGUCGAUCAUGUUCCCCCUCUCCCCUCCCUGUUCACAGCUGGAUCCAUUCCCUAUCACACACACACACAUGCACACACACAGUCUCCUCACUGAUGUGUUUUAUAUUACCCCAGCUUGUUCCCUCGAACUUUCUGCCCCUCGGCAGGGCCAGAGUUCCGAAGUUCUCCGUCUCAUUUAGCAUCACUCUCUUUUCUCCCAGGUUGAGUACCGAAGGCCAGAAAAUGGGCAAGCUCUGUCAUUAAUGGCUCCCUUGCCUUCUGUUCAGAAAUUCACCCUUGCCACUGGGUUCUUCUGGAUCAAUGAAUCCCACCAUCACCUUCCCUGCCAGGCGGGGCUCUUCUUUUGGGGGAAACACUGUAAACAAGACAAAAGGAAAAGAAUAAAUAAAAUAACUGUAUGUGUGACUGAG
Peromyscus maniculatus bairdii (prairie deer mouse) is the source of this 1325-nucleotide messenger RNA. NCBI's taxonomy places the organism in Eukaryota, Metazoa, Chordata, Mammalia, Rodentia, Cricetidae. The record is from RefSeq and is a predicted model, not a curated record.